CAAUAAUUCAUGUUAACAACUGAAAUAUUGGUUUUCCAGCUAAAAUCAAUGAAAUUAAACAGUCCAUUGGAUUGUGCUGUGAUGCGUUGACUACUAUAACAUUAAAUUGUAAAGAUUUAUGAAGUAAAGUUGUAACCUUAACCAGUGUUGACUUUCAGAAUAAUGUACAUGUAAACGGAUUACUGAUGAUAUAGACUAACAUUUUUUUUUCGUUAUCUAGGAUGAUGAAUAUAAUGAAAAUAUAUAAAGUGUUAUGCUUGGGUUUGUUCUUUGUAUGCACGGAGACACGUUCUUUUAAAGGGCACGAGACACGGCACGUGCUGUCAGGAGAUGAUGACUUUGUUAUCAGUAUCGUCACUAAUGGAUCAUACAGCAUUAUUAUAAAUGGUACCACUUGGCUUAACAAUGCACCAACAUAUUUUAAUGUCAACAACAAAACUCACAACAGUUCUGACGGUACUCUAAAGUUGAUUGAAACAAGCGCUACUUCCGGCACGGACAAACUUGGACAAUGGCAGAGUACCACGUUUCUUUACCAAACAACUGACGCAGCAGCCGUCAAGAUUGUAGCUGUCAUCAAAUCUUAUCCUCGUCUACCUAUAAUUAUAUUCCAACAAUACUUCAAAGAUGGGGCAAAUUGGACCCAGGGAUUCACAUACGAGAAUAUAUGUGGUGGAUUUCCCGGGUUUAAGAUGGAGGGAGACCCGGGAAAACUGGGAUUCCUGUCAUACGGUGGUAUGAUGAUCGGAGAUACUCAUAAAACCAUGGGCAGCUGGUCAAAAGAAACAGAUAACAUAAAUUAUGGAAUAACUGGUGGUCCUCUUGCACUUUUUGAUCAGGAUGGCCGGACGCUUAUUAUUUCACCUUUCAAUAACUUUAUGUCAGCCUCUUUUCUUCAUGAUCUGAACAAGGGAGGCAAUUAUUAUGGUGGAAUAAUGGGAGGUAAGUCUUGUCACAAGAUGCUCCUUAAACCAAGGGCAAAAUGCAAUAAUUCUAAAAUGGCAUUUGAAGGUUGGGGUAAGUCCCUAAGAAGUUUUUAUGGAAAAAGCCCAAAACAACAAGAAGGUGAUAUUACCAUAAAAAUAUCGGUUACUGGACGAAAAUUUGGAGUGUAUGCCAGACAUAAACUAGGAGUGGAUUACUACUACUAUAAGACGGAACCGAAUAAAAACUACGAGCAGACGAUUUUAGAUGUCAGAGAUUAUGCAAAUAAAAUGAACAUUCCGUAUAGAUAUAUGCAAUAUGACUCGUGGUGGUAUUAUAAAGGUAUUGGUGAUGGUGUUAAAACCUGGGUCUCCAGACCGGACGUAUUUCCAGACGGCUUUGUAAAUGUUACAAAAAUGAUUAAAUACCCCGCUGCAGGUCAUAAUAGAUACUGGGCUCCCGAUACAACAUAUGCCAAACAGAAUGGUGGUAAAUACGAUUUUAUAGUUGAGAAAUUCAAGGCUGUCCCUGUCUCUAAACAAUUCUGGAUGGAUUUAUUUAAAGAAGCCAAAUCCUGGGGACUUGUCCUUUAUGAACAGGAUUGGUUGAACGUUGAGUUUAGUGGUUUGAAAGCUUUUCUCACUGACCUUAACCUCGGAACUACAUGGUUGACACAGAUGGCCGAGGCGGCACAGGAGAAUGGUAUAUAUAUCCAAUAUUGUAUGGCAAACCCCAGGCACGCCAUGCAGUCCCUUCUAUACCCAGCAGUUACUCAGGCAAGAGUGUCUAAUGAUUAUAAUCCAGGAGGGGGUCAGUGGAGUAUUGGAAUAUCAUCUAUUAUGGCAGCAGCUUUAGGUGUGGCUCCAUACAAAGAUACAUUCUGGACAACAGAAACACAACCUGGAAAUAUUUACAACAAGACAGAACCGAACUGGAAACUGAACAUGGUGGUCUCUACAUUAAGCACAGGUCCUGUUGGUCCAAGUGAUAUGAUAGGUGCUACUAAUGUAUCGUGGUUAAUGAAAUGUUGUCGGUCAGAUGGUGUUAUACUGAAGCCCCAGUAUCCUAUACGUGCUGUAGAUGGUCAAAUUAUCAAGGCGGCCUUGCCAGAUACUGAGGGACCAGAUGGUGAAGUAUGGAUAUCAUACACAGAUAUUGGAGGGCUUAGAUUUUCCAAUCUGUUAGUGCUGAAUCUUCGUUCACAGUAUACUAUGUAUCCCAGAGAUACUGGUAUAUAUAACCAUGUGCCACUUAUGGAUACGGGACUAUAUGCCGUGCCGUACGACGAUCCCGGAAGUUGGGUUGAAUUUACUUACUUAGGUGGUCUAACAUUUACAGACAAGUUUAACCCUACAAGAAUAGCUCUGUACCAGAUAUCGCAAAAAAUCCCGGGAAUGUUUAUGACAGUUAUUAUCGGUGAGAUGGAUAAAUGGGCACCAGUGUCACAUCAGAGGAUACAAGAUAUAACAUGGACUAAUACAACAGUUACAGCACCGCUCAUGGGAGCGCCCAAUGAAUCGUUUGAUUUCUGGUAUAUCUUAACAAGUAAAGGAGGGAGCGUUACGUGUAAUCUAGAUCAGUCCGGUCAUGCUACAUUUAAAAUGGAUUCUUCCAAGGGCGUAGUUACAUGUCAAUAAAAUACUUUGAAAAUGAUAGCUGUAAAUGAAAAGUUAAUGAAAGUAUAUGAAAGGUUGAAUGUGUGGUAGGUUUAUAUUAAUGUUUUGAUAUGAUAUUGUACGAAUUUGUUUAGAAGUGUAAAACACCAGUGAUUCAGUCAAAAUAGAUUUUUAAAUUUUUGUUGUCUUGGAAAAUUAUACGUCUUUUAUACAUGAACAUAAUCAUUAUAUUGUGAUGAAAAUGAAGAUUGCCUGAUACAUGUUUCUGAAGUUGGUUUAAUAUUUCGAUAUUUUUGUUUUGAUAUUACUGACUUAUCAUUUUUACUGUUGUUUUUUAUUAAUUAAGUAUGUACUCAUAUAAACUGCUUUAUGCGAAUAUUAAUUUAUUUUCAAUAUAAUUACUUAUCCAUGGCAUUCAUGGUCAGAUUAAUAGGAUUAUGUUUAAUUUGCAUCAUAUCUGUCACUUACUAGGCUACCUACUUCUUUUUUCGGGACAAAGGUCAUAUUUUAAGAUUUAUAUGUACUUUAAAUUAUUAGUUUUGUGUGCAAUUUCCUAAAUUUACAAAUUUAUAAACACUGGCCUUUUUGUACGUUAACAUCUUUAUGUUAAAAUGAUAAAUGUAACUAAGAUACGCAAAUCCUGUUAUUGAAAAUGUAAAAUC
Ruditapes philippinarum (Manila clam) is the source of this 3202-nucleotide messenger RNA. RefSeq lists its product as uncharacterized. The coding region runs from base 222 to 2561 and encodes 779 amino acids. Lineage: Eukaryota; Metazoa; Mollusca; Bivalvia; Venerida; Veneridae. The transcript is spliced from 18 exons. The record is from RefSeq and is a predicted model, not a curated record.